Mytilus californianus (California mussel) is the source of this 3343-nucleotide messenger RNA. Its product is annotated as threonine--tRNA ligase 1, cytoplasmic-like. Bases 52 to 2226 code for a protein of 724 amino acids. Gene Ontology annotation, cellular component: cytoplasm. Gene Ontology annotation, biological process: threonyl-tRNA aminoacylation. NCBI's taxonomy places the organism in Eukaryota, Metazoa, Mollusca, Bivalvia, Mytilida, Mytilidae. Gene Ontology annotation, molecular function: ATP binding; threonine-tRNA ligase activity. The record is from RefSeq and is a predicted model, not a curated record. The transcript is spliced from 19 exons.
AGAAAAAGGCAUGAAGAAUUUUUUGUCUCGGCAAUAACUUUCUGAAUUCCAAUGCUUUCAAAAUCAAUUGCGCUUCGUCUGUCGAAGAAGAUAGGCUCAUCUUAUAGCCGUUACAUGUCAGCUUGGUCAUCGGCACUGGUUGGUGAAGGCAAGAAAGGAAAGAAGAAAGGAGGUGGUGAUCAUUCACAUCCUGCAUUGAAAGAGUUAAGUCCUCCUCCAGAAUUUUUGGCAUACAGACUACAGCUAUGGGAUAAAUUAAAGAAAGAAUAUGAUGAAUUUAUUGCUGCACAGCCAAAUACGCCAAUCAAGAUCACAUUACCCGAUGGUAAACAGGUGGAUGGAGAAUGUUGGAAAACUACUCCAUAUGAAGUGGCAAAAGGCAUCAGCCAGGGUUUAGCAGAUAACUGUGUGGUUGCCAAGGUAAACGGAGAUCUUUGGGAUUUAGACAGACCAUUUGAAAAAGAUGCUAAUUUACAACUUAUCAAAUUCGAAGAUAAAGAUGGUCAGUAUGUGUUUUGGCAUUCAAGUGCUCACAUGUUGGGAGAAGCAAUGGAGAAGUUAUAUGGUGGACACUUGUGUUAUGGUCCUCCUAUAGAUGGAGGAUUUUAUUAUGACAUGUGGUCAGAAGAGAGACAAGUAUCCGGUCAUGAUUACCCAGCAAUAGAAACUGCUGUGAAAUCCAUUGUCAAAGAAAAACAACCAUUUGAAAGAUUAGAAAUGAAGAAAGAAGAUCUACUUAAAAUGUUUGAAUAUAAUAAGUUUAAACAAAGGAUAAUCAAUGAGAAAGUAACCACUCCAACCACCACUGUCUACAGAUGUGGACCAUUGAUAGAUUUAUGUAGAGGCCCACAUGUUCGACAUACUGGUAAAGUAAAAGCUUUUACAGUCACUAAGAAUUCUGCCACGUUCUGGGAAGGCAAGGCUGAUGCUGAAUCUCUACAAAGAAUUUAUGGUAUAUCUUUCCCUGAUACCAAACAGAUGAAAGAAUGGAAACAUAUACAGGAAGAGGCAGCCAAAAGAGAUCACAGAAAACUGGGAAAGGAACAAGAAUUGUUUUUUUUCCAUGAAUGGAGUCCUGGAAGUUGUUUUUUCUUACCUAAAGGAGCUCAUAUUUGUAACACAUUGAUUGACUAUAUAAAAAGUGAAUACAGAAAAAGAGGAUUUACUGAAGUUGUUUCUCCUAAUAUAUACAACAGUAAACUAUGGCAACAGUCAGGUCAUUGGCAACAUUAUGAUGAUAAUAUAUUUAAAUUUGAAGUAGAUAAAGAAAUGUUUGCAUUGAAACCAAUGAAUUGUCCUGGACAUUGCUUAAUGUUUGAUCACAGACCUAGAUCAUGGCGAGAGUUACCUUUAAGGAUGGCAGAUUUUGGUGUAUUACACAGAAACGAGUUAUCUGGAGCAUUAAGUGGUCUGACCCGAGUGAGACGUUUCCAACAAGAUGAUGCUCAUAUAUUUUGUAGAGAAGAUCAGAUAAAAGAAGAAAUGGCUGGAUGUUUAGACUUCAUGAAGACUGUAUAUGAUACCUUUGGUUUCACUUUUGAGUUACAAUUAUCUACCAGACCAGAGAAAUAUUUAGGGGAAAUAGAAGUAUGGAAUGAUGCAGAAAAGGCAUUGACAGAAUGUUUAGAUGCAUCUGGUUUGAAAUGGACCCUGAAUCCAGGAGAUGGUGCUUUCUAUGGCCCUAAGAUAGAUGUACACAUUAUGGAUGCCUUGAAAAGAUCACAUCAGUGUGCUACAAUACAGUUAGACUUUCAGUUACCCAUCAGAUUUAAUCUUAACUUCAACAGUGGUGAAGCUGAUGAGAAAAAGAGACCUGUGAUGAUCCAUCGAGCUAUUCUGGGCUCUGUAGAGAGAAUGGUUGCCGUUCUGACAGAAAAUUAUGGUGGUAAAUGGCCGUUUUGGUUAUCACCUCGACAGUGUGUCAUUAUUCCUGUAGCACCUGUCUAUGACACUUAUGCAGAAGAGGUUAAGAAGCAGAUCCAUGAUGCUGGAUUUCUGUGUGAUACUGACGUGGACCAUAGCACUACACUUAAUAAGAAAAUAAGAAAUUCUCAAUUAGCACAGUAUAACUUUAUAUUGGUUGUUGGAGAGAAGGAAGUUGGUAACAAGACUGCUAAUGUCCGUACCAGAGACAACAAAGUACACGAUGAACACAGUAUACACAAAAUUAUUGAACGAUUUACAGAAUUCAAGAACUCAAAAUGUUUAGACUCGGAAAACUUUUAAACAAUUCAAAUUUUAAAUAAUUUAUUGUACAUGUAUGUGCUGGCUUUUAGUUGUCUGUAUGACAAUAAUGCUAUAGUGAGUCCCUAUCAUCAAAUAUAGAUCUUCUAGCAUAAAAGACAUAUUUUAUAGAAAUGUCACCAUUGGAUACCAUGGUCAAAGGACUCAAAUCAUAAGUCUUUGUUCUGCUAUAUCAUCAUUUGAAAAAAAGUGCAUAAUCUUUAUUAUACAAAUUGAUUGUUCUUUUCUGAAGCAUUGCACAGAAAUGAAAUGAAAUAUUAAAACACGAUAAUAAGUAUGUCCUUUUGAAUCUGUUGCAUAUAUUUUGUAACAACAAAUAGAUGAUAACAAUGAAAUAUUUUUGUGUUUAUUCAUCAACGACUGUUUGAAGUUCUAAAAUUAUUACAUCAGUUAUUCAUUAGAAAAUGAUAGCAAAUUUUAUGAUUAUAACACUUCUCUAACUUGAAUUUAUGUCCUUCACAACACACACAAUUCAUUUAAACUUCUACAAAGAUGUUGACAUUUAAUUAAAUGGAAAUGUACAGAUAAAGAAAAUAAUUGUAAAAAUUAAAAACGGCUAACUUUCAUUUAUAAAUGAGGAGAAAAUAAAUGAAUCAGACUGUCGGUAAUGCUACUUAAAAGUACAUUUGUGAACUACAGUCUUGUUAAUGAUUUGUUUUUCUGUACUUAUAAAGUGCAGCUUUUAUUGAGUUUAUAGUAAUUUGAAUUUAUGAAUGGUCUAGGAUUUGUAUACAAAGGAUGGUUAUAGAGGGAAAUUAAACUUGGCUACAUGUGAUCUGGAUUUACUUCUAUCCUAGAUCAUAGUAAAUUACUGUAAUCUAACUUACUUCUAUCCUAAAUCAUGGUAAAUUACCGUAAUCUAGUUAUAACUUACUUGUAUCCUAAAUCAUGGUAAAUUACCGUAAUCUAGUUAUAACUUACUUUUAUCCUAAAUCAUGGUAAAUUACCGUGAUCAAGUUAAAACUUACUUCUAUCCUAAAUCAUGGUAAAUUACCGUAAUCAAGUUAUAACUUACUUCUAUCCUAAAUCAUGGUAAAUUACCGUAAUCUAGUUAUAACUUACUUCUAUCCUAAAUCAUGGUAAAUUACCGUAAUCUAGU